Messenger RNA from Blastomyces gilchristii SLH14081, 1304 nucleotides. RefSeq lists its product as uncharacterized. The record is from RefSeq and is a predicted model, not a curated record. Bases 110 to 514 code for a protein of 134 amino acids. Lineage: Eukaryota; Fungi; Ascomycota; Eurotiomycetes; Onygenales; Ajellomycetaceae. The transcript has a single exon.
UCCAAAUCCUCAUAUCUGAUUGAUGAUUGUUCUACGUUCCUCCUACAGCCGUUCUCAUACAAUCGCGAAAGACUCGAUGUUGGGGUCAUGAUCCUUGACUGGAAGCCCUAUGGGCCAUCAACGCGUAGGCAGAUGUGAAGGCAUGUGCAGGAGGAAUAUAUAUUUCUUUUUACCACAUCCCACGCAGCCAGGCCCUGUUCGAGAAACUGAUAUCCUUUCCAAACCAAUACGAGGAAAGGAAUGGAUUGUCUUGACGGCACAUGGCAAGGCUGAAUCAAAUGUGAGCAGUCUCGCCGAUUCGUCUCAACUUCCAACUUGCAGAUACUUUUCUUUUCCCUCGAAUUCCUAUCCCCCAAACAGCAAGGUUCACUCCCAUCUGUGGACCCUCCCCUCGAACGUGGUCCGAUGGCAGCAGUUAAGAGAGGCAUUUGCCCAAAAAGAACCCCCAAUUAUCAACACCUCCAGACUUCAAGGCAUAAUAGCAGAUAGUCGAGAAAAACCCUGCACGAGUUAACCUGAUGGCAUUUUAGUUCCCCACUUCCCCCGAAACCAAGUGAAAAAAAAGUAAACCAUACCUAGUAAUGGCCCCCUAGAGGCUAUGUUGAAUUCCCAGCACACUGGUUUAGCAGGACCACGCGGCUGUUCUUCAUACCGAUUCCAUCGUCCAUCGAAACAUUAGAGCCUCGAGCCUAUCCGAUUGGCCCAUCACAUCGGCGGGAUCGCUCCAGCUCACUGGGGCCAAGAGAGCGGAACAUGGGGCCGGUAACCAGAAAAUAAUAAUAAUGGAGUGGACUCGAUUCCCCUCCGGGGCCGGGAACGGGCGACGGGUGGGAGUGAAAAAGAAAAAACAAAAAAAAAAAGCAAAGCAAUUGAGUGCUUGGACAACGGCCGACGUAAUCUCACUGGGCAAAGACAACCCUUCCCUAUUAUCAUCCACCACAUGGUGCUAGUUUUGCUUGUAAAAGCCAAUAGUAGUAAGAAGAUAUCUCAGCCAGGCUUCGAGAGAUGGGUGGUUCCAUCCUGGGUUGGGUGGGCCAAAAUGACACUUCCCGGGCCCGAUUCCGCGGUUCAAGGGACGGAGAGUGGUGGAGCUAAAGUAUGAUAGUUAAUAAUAGUUUCCCUUAACUAGUCGCAGCAGAGCUUACCUUUAGCCAGUUUUGGAUGUGAAUGUGAUCAAUGUGACUGGUGAGCUUCAAUAAAAAAUUAAAAGAAAUUCCAUGAUACAGCUGGUAACUACGGUACGGAGACUAGAAGAAUGAUUGAAAGGCUUUAGAGUCAAGAAUAAUAACGCCAUUGUUGAUGUC